UUUCCCCAGGGGCAGGGGCUGCGGCGGCCGGGCCGCGGUGCGUCUGCAGCAUCCAGUUUUGGCGUCUCCAGCCCCCUGCGCGCCUCGGCUCCGUGUCUCCUCCCCCUCCCGCCCAUGUGGGGCUCCCACGGCGAGCCAACUCCGCGCACUUUGCCCCUCGUUGGCAGCGAAUAAAAGGGGUCAGAGGAAAUACGGGGCACGAUUACCCACUGCCAGCUCUAGCCUUUAAAUCCCCAAGCCUGGGGGAGAUCCGCACACAUCGAGUCCGGUCUCGGAUCCCGAGCGCGAGGUCCCGAGCUCCGCGCCCACGAUUGCAGCGCACGAGCGCACUCGGCAGCCGAGUCCGCGCAGUGACUCUCAGCCCCGGGAAAGUGAUUCCCGGCGUCGGCGAGCCCAGAUGCCGGCCCACUUGCUGCAGGAGGAGAUCUCCAGCUCCUAUACCACCACCACCACCAUCACAGCGCCGGCCCCCAGGGUCUUGCAGAAUGGCGGGGGCAAGUUGGAGAAGCUUCCCCUCUAUUUGGAAGAAGACAUCCGCCCCGAAAUGAAAGAUGACAUCUAUGACCCCAGCUACCAGGACAAGGAGGGCCCGAGGCCCCAGCUGGAGUACGUGUGGCGGAACAUCAUCCUCAUGUCGCUGCUGCAUCUAGGAGCCUUGUACGGGAUCGUGUUGAUCCCCUCCUGUCGGUUGUACACCUGUCUGUGGGCAUUUUUGUACUACAUCAUCAGUGCCCUGGGCAUAACGGCUGGGGCACACCGCCUCUGGAGCCACCGGACGUACAAAGCUCGGCUGCCUCUGCGCGUCUUCCUGAUCAUCGCCAACACCAUGGCCUUCCAGAACGAUGUCUUUGAAUGGGCCCGAGAUCACCGCGUCCACCACAAGUUUUCGGAAACAGACGCCGACCCCCAUAACUCCCGACGUGGCUUCUUCUUCUCGCACGUGGGCUGGCUGCUGGUCCGCAAACACCCCGCCGUCAAAGAGAAGGGGGCCCUGCUGGACCUGUCCGACCUGAAGGCUGAGAAGCUGGUGAUGUUCCAGAGGAGGUACUACAAAGCCGGUAUCCUGCUCAUGUGCUUCAUCUUGCCCACGCUGGUGCCCUGGUAUUUCUGGGAGGAGAGUUUCAUGAACAGCCUCUACGUGGCCACGCUCCUGCGCUACGCCUGGGUGCUCAACGCUACCUGGCUGGUGAACAGCGCCGCGCACCUCUACGGGUACCGCCCUUACGACAAGAACAUCAACCCGCGGGAGAACAUCCUGGUUUCACUGGGCGCCGUGGGCGAGGGGUUCCACAACUACCACCACACCUUUCCCUAUGACUACUCGGCCAGCGAGUACCGCUAUCACAUCAACUUAACCACCUUCUUCAUCGACUGCAUGGCUGCCGUGGGGCUGGCUUACGACCGGAAGAAAGUGUCCCCGGCGACCAUCCUGGCCAGGAUUAAAAGAACUGGAGAUGGAAGCUUUAAGAGUGGCUGAGGUCUGGGUCCCUGGGGUUCCUUUUCCAAAAGCCAGCGAGGCAGAGUUUUUAAUGUUCUGUUUAUUAACUACUGAAUAAUGCUACCAGGAUGCUAAAGAUGAUGAUGUUAACCCAUUCCAGUACAGUAUUCUUUUAAAAUGCAAAAGUAUUGAAAGCCAACAACUCUGCCUUCAUCUGAUGCUAAGCUGAUAUUCUUUCUCUCUCUCUCUCUCUCUCUCUCUCUCUCUCUCUCUCUCUCUCUCUCUCUCUCUCUCUCUCUCUCUUCUUUUUUUAGUCCCAUUGUCCUUUGCUUUAUUCCUAUCCAUUUCCUUUCUCUUGCUCGCUCAUUGCCUGUCCCCCGCUCCAGGCAAGCAUUGAUGAGUGUCCAGCUUGCAAAAUCCAGACCACCCUCCUGUAGUCCCAGACGAGUGGUCUUUGCCCCCAGAUGACUCUUUCUUGAGCUGUCCUGGCGUCAGUGGCUCAUGCUCGAGAUGCGACACAAGACUCUUCUGGGGAAGCCCUAGUUUAGUUGCCUUCAGCCCGGGCUCUGGCUUGAUGGGAUGGAAAAGUAACGAUUUGGCAGAAAGCUUCUAAAGCCAGACAAUUGUCAGGGGAGAGAGUUGGCAGGCAAGGUGUGAUUGACAAGUGGUGGUGUGGGAAACACGGCCAGCGGCUCCCGCCGUUCCCAGAUACAUAGCCCCCCUGGGGAGGACGUGAAGCCCCAGCGACCCACCUGCCUUUUCUCUCUCCUGGCUCGAAGGAUGGGGGCUGGCUGUGAAGCUCAGCAACGCUGUUCUGCCAUCGUCUCGGCUGGGGAUUAAAGAGGACGUGUUUAGUUGUAGUGAACUGGAAUCAGGCUUGGCAAGGGUAGGCUCCUUUUCUUCUUCUUUUUUUUUUUUUUUUUUUUGGAUAGAAAUAUUUUAAAGUUUUAUUUUACUGGAUGUUUGGAGAUUGGGUGUUUUCAGAAUCGGGGAGGGGGGUGCGGCAGCUCAUGGGAUCAACAGAAUGCCUUUGUCUUUCUGCUCUGCCUUGGGAGAAAUGGAUGAGCCCGCUUCCUAGUAAGAAGGAGGUUGGCGUUUCCAGACGGCCGAUAAAGGAAUGUGUCGAUGGUAUAGUGGUGAACAUAGCGGCCUUCAAAGGGAAGGAUUUUAGGAGGUGGAAUGGACUCAGAUGUAAAAACAAACAAACAAAAAAACACAUGCACGGUAUUUGCUUUGCUUAGAGUAGUCAAAUCAUUCCCCUGGCAGAGCAGGCGACUCGUAAAAACCGACAGAGAGGAGAGACGCGGUGGGCCGCCCGCGUCCCUCUUACUGUGGAGAGGUCCAGGGCCGCGUGUGUCGGCAGUCUCAAACGGGAACUUUGCAGAGAAGGGUUCUGGGAACACGGCUGUGGGGUCAAAGGUUAGAAGUCAUUUGAUGUCUUACUGUGGAAAGUGGCUAUCCAAAGGAGUUGCCCGUUAGAUUAUUGAUUAACUCCAGUUUCUCCUGGGAAUGAGUGGAAACUGGAGAGCUGCUCUCCACAGCGCCAACCGUUUUCCUGUUACCAUCUGGCCAAAAGCAUAUAGGACUGUCAGGGCUGAGGGCGGGGCCAGGUAGGAAGCUCAGACCGCCCCGGACCAUCCUUUCUGUCUGUUGUCUCCUGUGGGGUUCUCUCUCCUCCAGCAUUUUCUCCCUCUGGACCGCAGCCUCCUUUGAGGGUCAGUCUGUCCAGGCAGCUCCCUCUCCUGCAGAUGGACAGUUCAGGGCCACCAAACCCCCCUGCCUCUCUAUCAGGUUGAGCUAGCAGCCACUUUCACGUGGCCUCCAGAAUCUCAGCCAUCCCCGCCGGGCUCCCCUGCCCCACCGAUGACUCAACUGGCAAAAAAAUUCCCUACUAACAUCCCUGGCACAGAGAUGCGCUCUCAUGAGGCACUGCCACGCCAAAGCCUCUCCGCCAUGUGCCAGUGUGUCCGUCAGCCAUGGAGCAAAAGAGGGUUGGGUGGUUGGUUGUUCUUUUCUUUCCUUAGGCUCCUUGGUCCUGGCCAACAGCAGUGAGCGUGGGAGGGGGGGGGCAGCCCCCGCACCCUGGGCCAGCCUGCCCAGCCCAGCCAACUGCAGUGCUUACGGUAGUAGGAGGGAGCCUGGUCUUCCUUGGGGAGCGCAAGAAGCAUAGGCAGGUGCCAAAGUGCCUCAUUCCGCAGGAGGACGGGUCCCUGGGGCCAGGGUGGACUGCCUGGCCACGGCCAAGACAGAUCUGAAAUGCCACGACCUUUGCUAAAUAGCAUUUCUGUGUGCAGUGUACUAACCAGCAUUCCUCACGGCACGGCCCAGUGCCCACGUAGUAGAAAAGGGAUCUACAACAACACUGUCCAGCACGUCGGACACUCCCGGCCCCCCGUGCCUCAGGUCAGCAUGGAAGCCUGGCUUUACUUUCUCCAUCCUGGGAACGUACAACACCCCACGUUCUGUGCCAGUUGAGGCGACUGGUAGAAGGGAACGCGAGAGCCUGCGUUUCUCUGGCCAUGGAACGGGAUUGGAAGCAUUCUUCCCUCUAGAGCUGUUCCUGUCCGUAGAAAAGAAUAGUCUGGAAGGACAGCUCUAGAUUGUACCCAUCUGACCAGUGCCGAUGCCUUGGAGAUGGCGGUUGGCUCGUUCUGAUUCCCAUCUAGGUCAUCUGACAGGCGCUUUAUCACGUAUGAUCAGAGCUUUCUCUCUAAUCUUGUUCCAUGGAACUGAACAAUGGCAGAGCCCUACAGCAGGCUGAACGGGGUUCCCCUGGCUAAGGGUCCCCGGCAUAGGGAUAAGAAUGUGUAGGUGGGAGGGAUGUCUGCUGAGUACUGAACACUUUUUUCCCCCCCUUCUUCAAGAUUUUAAAGCUAAAUUCAAAUGACACAUUAAUGAUCCAGAAACUCGGAUCAAUGGUCUGAAUUGGUCCGACUCUCUUGCUAUCCUUGCUUUGUGGGUGUGCUGAGGACUUAUUUGGGUGCCUUACAUCCUUCCUAAUCAGUGUCACAUAGGAGCCUGACCUCACCGCUCCUGGCCCUCUCUCUGGAGACGCUUCCCGCCUGGGAGCGUGCAGGAGUGGCCGGAAGGGAAAGGGACCCGGCUGGAGGGCAAACAGGAGAGCUUUUGCAGGAUGCCCUUCUGGGCUCCAUUUUGAAAUUUUAUUUUCUUUGGGCUUUUUUUUUUUUUUUUAAGUUUUAUUAAGUGCCCACAUCUGAUGGCGGGUGGAAGUAAUUUGAAUGUACUUGAUUUAUAAAUUUUUUUUUUUAAUUUUAGGUUAAAAGAUGGUUGUAGCAUCUUGUUUUCUCCUUGGUUGAAAAAAUAGUAUCCUGAGUGUAUUCUCUGUAAGUGUAGCUCAAAUGGGUGAGAUGGAAGGGCAAAAGCAAGCAAGGUCUCGAUACUAUGUGGGUGGUCCAAGGCCUCUCCUACCACUGUGCCACUGACUUGCUAUGUGACCCUAGGCAAGUCACUUAACUCUAAUGUGCCUCAGUUUCCCUUCUGUUAUAAUGGGGAUAAUAAUACUGACCUACCUCAAAGGGCAGUUUUGAGGCGUGACUAAUGCUUUUUAUAAAGCAUUUUGGAAUCCUUCAGCAGAGGAAUUCUCUUAAGUCCUAAGUAUUUUUAUAGUAGCAGUGUCCACCAUGAGCGUGUGCCCGCCGAGAAACCGUGUGUCCUGAAUGCUCACGUCAGUCUGCAUGGUUCUGUCUGAGAAACUGAGUUCCUUGGAUAAGUGGUGGAUAACUAGCCAGGCAAAAUUUGAGAAUGCAUAAACUCAUUGCCAUGGAAACAUACACAGGAUAUCUUUUCCUUGAUUGGGUGGGAUUUUUUUUUUCCUCUUUAUGUGGGAUAAUAGUUAUUUGUGACCUAUAAAUAAUUUUGGAAUAAUUUCUAUUAAUAUCAAUUCUGAAGCUAGUUGUACUGAUCUGAAAUUGUGUUUGUUCAUAAUAAAAGUGAAGUGAAUCUGA
Sorex araneus (European shrew) is the source of this 5403-nucleotide messenger RNA. RefSeq names its product stearoyl-CoA desaturase (gene SCD). Gene Ontology annotation, biological process: response to fatty acid; unsaturated fatty acid biosynthetic process. Lineage: Eukaryota; Metazoa; Chordata; Mammalia; Eulipotyphla; Soricidae. The record is from RefSeq and is a predicted model, not a curated record. Gene Ontology annotation, molecular function: palmitoyl-CoA 9-desaturase activity; iron ion binding; stearoyl-CoA 9-desaturase activity. The transcript has 6 exons. Gene Ontology annotation, cellular component: endoplasmic reticulum membrane. The coding region runs from base 398 to 1477 and encodes 359 amino acids.